ACAGCCGCUGGAGGGCAGCGGAGGCGGGUUCGUGUUUCCCGGGCCGAACCGGGCUCUGGGGGGCGCGGGGCCUGGCCCGGGAGCGCGGCCCGUCCUGUCCUCGCCAUGAGGCCGCAGCAGGCGCCAGUGUCUGGGAAGGUUUUCAUUCAGCGAGACUACAGCAGUGGCACCCGCUGCCAGUUCCAGACUAAGUUCCCCGCGGAGCUGGAGAACCGGAUUGAUAGGCAACAAUUUGAAGAAACAGUUCGAACUAACCUUUAUGCUGAAGCAGAGAAGCUCGGGGGCCAGUCCUAUCUUGAAGGCUGCCUGGCUUGUCUAACAGCGUACACCAUCUUCUUGUGCAUGGAAACUCGCUACGAGAAGGUUCUGAAGAAAGUCUCCAAAUACAUUCAAGAGCAGAAUGAGAAGGUCUACGCUCCCCAAGGCCUCCUCCUGACAGAUCCCAUGGAGAGAGGACUUCGAGUUAUUGAAAUUACUAUUUAUGAAGACAGAGGCAUGAGCAGUGGAAGAUAAACCAUAGGAUUAAAGGCCCACCUCCAGCUGGGACCCUCAUCUGUCCACCGGCUGACCGCAGUGUGUCCCCCACCUCCUCUCCAGAGCAUCAUUCCUUCCUAUCUGCUGCCAGAGCCACGGUGCCAUUCACUCCAAGGACUGACUUUGUAAAAUUCCACACCUGGAGUGACGUCUAGUCGCUCAGCAUCCACUUUGUGUCUCCAAGUUGUGUAGGACUCUGUAAUCUUUUGAUUAGCUUUUGAGAAAACGCA
Messenger RNA from Mesoplodon densirostris (Blainville's beaked whale), 764 nucleotides. Its product is annotated as golgin subfamily A member 7-like. The transcript has a single exon. The record is from RefSeq and is a predicted model, not a curated record. Gene Ontology annotation, biological process: peptidyl-L-cysteine S-palmitoylation; Golgi to plasma membrane protein transport; protein targeting to membrane. The coding region runs from base 106 to 513 and encodes 135 amino acids. Gene Ontology annotation, cellular component: Golgi stack; palmitoyltransferase complex. NCBI's taxonomy places the organism in Eukaryota, Metazoa, Chordata, Mammalia, Artiodactyla, Ziphiidae.